Molecule: messenger RNA, 420 nt
Organism: Neurospora tetrasperma FGSC 2508
Lineage: Eukaryota; Fungi; Ascomycota; Sordariomycetes; Sordariales; Sordariaceae
Exons: 4
Coding region: 1-420 (139 amino acids)
Source: RefSeq, a predicted model, not a curated record
AUGCAGGCAAGAGGAUGCAGCGAGCAGAGCAUGGGCGCAGGACCACUACUGCAACCAAAAAGUGGUGUAAAAACUGCUGUGUUGCCGGGACCGUUGCAGAUGUGGGGCAUCUUCGAGCUCUCGGUGGGCUCAUUGUCAGUACGGAAUUGGUUCCUCCCCGGCGCGGCUCGGGUCCGGUUUACGUUAACGAUCCUCUGUCGAGGCGCUUGGAAGCAAAAAUUCCGGAAAGAGGCUGAGCACCAAAAGGAGGAUAUUCUGGAGAUGUGGAGAUAUCAGAAAGCGAGUGCCACCUCCCCCUAUCGACUUUUAUCUUGCGGCUCAAGAUGGGAUCCCUACCUGCCUGUCCUGCCUGGUGAGCCUAGCUCCCUGGUUGUGUGCGGCGUCUAUCUCCCACGCAAGUGCGCGCCUACGAAGAGAUAG